AUGGAUGGCUCUUCACCCCCGGGUAAUUCACUUUUAUUUGAGAUUAUUAGUUCGGGUGUACUUCGAGAGUAUUCUUUGUUAAUGUCUAGCUGUAAUAGUGGUUCUGAGAUUCUUAGAGUUGUUUGUCGGCUGAGUGAUAUACCCCUUGGUUCUUUCUCUUCAGAGUUUGAAUAUAUAUCAGCAACUGUCGUUUCACUGCCCCAUAUAAAUUCCCAGAAGGAAGAAAAAAGAAAUUUGGAAUAUUGCACUGUGUACCCUGUGUCUGAGGACGUCAACACGCCUGGAGUAAGGUUCUCUAAGACGGGAGAAGUGGUGGUGGGUUUGCUCCCUCCGGUCCCUGGAGAAGUCCUUGCAGGUCUCACGUUUACUGUCACGACGUCCUUUACAAACACAGUCCUGAAAGUGCUCAAGGAUAACCCUAAGACCCUCGAGUGCUGGCGGGGCUCCUACCUACGGAGGACGUUUAAGAAUCUCCCGAGUUUUGCCACGGAUAAGUCGUACGAGUGGCGCCACAUCCUGGUGUCCCUGAGAGACGGCAAAGUCCUGCUUAACGACAGCCUCGAUGUGUGUCCGGGGGAGAAAGUAGAGGGAAGCAACCCAACCCUUGUCGUUUCGACGCUCAAGCGAGCCAACGUCGCCUUCAACUGCCAAGAAGGAUGUCCCAUUUUCCGCGACUCCGCCCUUGCCGCAUACGCCCACAACGGGCGGGUGCCAGGUCAAGAGCUGUUCGUCAGAGGCAAGUCGGAGCAGGACAAGGAUCAGCUGCAGGUCAUCCAGUGCAACGGAGCUACCAACAACGUGCCAGUGAGCGGUGAUCGCUGGCAGUCUGUUCAACUGGAGAGUCUAGAGGACGGCAGAAGCAUGCGCCUCCGGGUGGGGGAGGACUUCUCCAAGGUGCUCCCUCAGGACGGCGAAAAGUGCCCCGUGUUCGACUUCAGGGCAUCCGAGGACCUUCUGUGGGCCGUCGGCUGCGACCUCAGAGAGCCCCCCACCGCCGCCCCGCCCACGCCCUCGGCCUUCCUUAAAUCCCCGAGCAACGACCAGAAGCUGGGCUCGAGCUCCGUUCGUCGACGAGCGCUGCCGCCGUGUACCGCCGCCCCGCCCACGCCACUGGCGGCUCGUAGCUGGAUGGCCACGGGUGCAUGGUGGUCUCAGCGGGGUCUGGCGCACAUUCUACAUGCUCAAGGGGAGAAAGACCGACUUCGGAAAGAUUCAGAUGGAUGGUCCAUCAGCAGGGGAGAAAUCCCGCUGAACGUUCCUCUUUCUCUCAAGUUCGCAAGGGACACGCCUACUCCCCCGGGCUGCGUCCAGACGCCGAGGCACACGCCUAAGAAGCAGCAACAGAACGGAGCGCCGAACAUGCAGGAUGACUUCAUCGUGGUGCACCCGCGGUCGGCGAAGGCGGCCGACGAGCCGGCGGCGGUCGAGCAGCCUCCCGCCGUGAACAACAAGGCGUUUUUUUAGAGGAGGGCUCCAAGAGGCGCAAACGGACCUGAGCGUCGGGACCGGGUCCAGCGCAGCUUCAGGGGCGGCCGAGAAGGCCUCGCUAGCUGACUCAGAGCCUGGCGAAUCCGCAACAAGGCUGCUCUAUCAUAUGGCAAACAGGACACUGGAAAUGAAACUUGGGACAGUGUGCAUUUUUGCGCGAAAAUCGUGUUUUCGAUUUCUUAAAAGCUUCUCAGAUGUGCAGCACGCAAAGACGAAAAUUACAUCGAUAGCUAAUACAUCAAUCCCAUCGACGACCAUUGACUGACACGGGAUAAACGUCUGGUUUAUACUUAGGCAAUAAUACCUGCAUUGAUUCGAUUUAUUUUUCGAAAGCCUCCAGAUCCGUUUCUUCCAUUGCCAGUGGCAUUUGUUCCUCUCUUCUUUUCAUAUAUUACUAUUGAUUAAAUAACAUGUAACCUAAAGGAAUGCAGAAGCCAGAGUACCGCAACGAGUCAUAAAAAAAUAUGCUAUAGUGAGCGCCAUACUCCAGAACCACAGAGCGUCGUAGUCUGGACAAACGAGAAAAGUGUCCUUGAUAACUACCUGGCAGCAUUCCUGAGCGAGUGGAGGUGCCUGGAAAGAAGGGGGCAAAAGGAAAGGGGAGGGCAUGGGGUCGCGCACACCUGGCCUAGAUUCGGCGGGAAUGACCUCGAUUCUCGGUGCAAUCACCUUAAACAAGUAAGGCAUCGAUUGUUCCCGUUCAUUUUUAUAUCAAAGAAAUCUAUUUAUUUCAUUUCUGCAUUCUUGAAUUCGCGGUACAUUAGUGUGCGAACAUUUAUUUUAGUCUCAAUACGAACCGCGUGAUUGUUGGUCUCGUUUUGUAUGUUAAAGUAUUUACGGCUCUCGCGUGGGCUGAAUAUAUUCACCAUUGCGUGUCUGUUUACCCGUUAUAUCCAUUGCCCCUCCAGUACUAUAUAGUGGACUUGUAUCCAGCGGCCUUGAACCCCGGUCGUCUCAAAAUACAUUCUGUAAGAAAAAACUUGUUACAUGUAAAAUUCUUAAAGACUGCCUUGCAGCAUGAUGUACCAACCUCUUUCAGACACCUCUGGAUACUGCCUUACAGUAUUCGGUUAUAUUCACCUGAAGCAUCCUAUAAAAGUAUGUAUGCAUCCUUGGCCAAUGCGCUAACCCUGCUCACCGACCGUCAUUUACCACUGUGGGUGGAAUUCAUGUGAUGAUCUUACCGAACCCCGUCCUAUCCCGCAGUAUAGAUAUUACUUUAAUAAUUAAGGAGUUACAGUAGUCUUAAACACAAAGAGUUUUCUCUCUUUGAUCGCAGCUGAAUUUAAUACGUGUUGUGAUUUUUCCUAAUUUUUUGAAAAUAUGAUCUAAAAUACGGCAAAACAUCUAGAUGUAAGUUCCUAUGGAAUAUGGUGUUGAAUAACAAAUAAAGCUUUGGUUGUA
Messenger RNA from Penaeus monodon (black tiger shrimp), 2892 nucleotides. RefSeq lists its product as uncharacterized. The record is from RefSeq and is a predicted model, not a curated record. Lineage: Eukaryota; Metazoa; Arthropoda; Malacostraca; Decapoda; Penaeidae.